AUGUUUUCCUCAACGUCGAGCGUUUGUCAAGAGUAUGAAUUUCAAGUCCUCUCGGAGAAGGAUUUCAAAGUCAUGGCAUGGAAGAAUGGCUUGGGAUGCACCAAGCAAUUUUGCAUUCAUCCUGGACAUUGUGAAUCUGUGAAUGAUGAUUUUACGUGGAGACUUUCAAGUGCCGUGAUGACUGGUGGAGGUCCUUUUUCAAUUUUUGAUGGAUACUCCCGAGUUCUCAUAUUAUUGGAUUGCAAAGAUAGGAAAGAUUUGGAUGAUCAUCAUCAGGCAACAGAAUUACAAGCUGAAACUACGUUGUCCAAUCGUUAUCAAUUCUUUCUUCAACAUUAUGAGAGUGAGGAUAAGAUCACAAGAAUGGAAUUAAAAUUGAUGGAGCCUUAUGUUUUUUCUGGGAGUUUAAAAACAGAUUUUGAGAUUGCUCAAUUACAAACAGAUUCUAAUAUCAAAUUGCAGAUCACUGAUUUUAACAUCAUGACAAAAAAUAGCCGAGCUCGAUGUGACUUGGUGAAGUGUAUCAAUACGUGUUGUAACAAUGUUAGCUUGAUGGCAAUGAUUGAACUUGAUCACAACUCACUAAUAGAAAGGUUAACCUCAUCGGAGGAAAGACAGUGGAAUCUAUUCGUCUAUAACAUUUCUAAAUCCUCCAUUCACAUGAAUGACCUAACACAACAAUCGACUUGUCACAGCAAGCGAAACGCAACAGAAGAAAUUGCUCCCUCAUGCUUGUUGUGGAUUAACUUUAAAUCUUGCUCGUUCCACACUCUAACACACAUGCUUCAACCAUUAAGGCUUUCUCAAAAACAAGAUUCAUUACAAUGCAUUAUUGCACUGAUAUCCGUAAUUGAUCAAACCAUUAUUACUCAAUGA
Messenger RNA from Naegleria fowleri, 876 nucleotides. RefSeq lists its product as uncharacterized. The record is from RefSeq and is a predicted model, not a curated record. Lineage: Eukaryota; Heterolobosea; Eutetramitea; Acrasida; Naegleriidae. Bases 1 to 876 code for a protein of 291 amino acids. The transcript has a single exon.